Trachemys scripta elegans is the source of this 877-nucleotide messenger RNA. Its product is annotated as protein S100-A2-like. Bases 222 to 533 code for a protein of 103 amino acids. The record is from RefSeq and is a predicted model, not a curated record. Gene Ontology annotation, cellular component: cytoplasm. The transcript has 3 exons. NCBI's taxonomy places the organism in Eukaryota, Metazoa, Chordata, Testudines, Emydidae. Gene Ontology annotation, molecular function: transition metal ion binding; calcium ion binding.
GCCAGUUUGAUGCAACUCUUGGGUGGAUCUGGCUCUGGGCCGUUUCCCAGACUUGCCUGCGAUAUUAACCUGAUGCCUAGGAGAGCCCAUCCGAGUCUGAACCGGGAGCUGGUAAAGCAGGUGGCUUCAGGACGGUUCCCACCCUCCCUACACGCCUGCUCACGCUGGGCUGCCCCGGACCCUUAACCUCGUUGUCCGUGUCGCCCCACCGGGCGUGAGCCAUGGCCGCUCCACAGACGCUGCAGCAGGCGCUGGCCGUGCUGGUUUGCACUUUCCAGCGCUAUUCCAAACAGGAAGGCGACAGAUUCACGCUCAGCAGAGGGGAGCUGAAGGAGCUGCUGGAGAAGGAGCUGCCCAGCCUGGGAGACGUCCAAGUGAAGGAAGGUGCCUUUGAGGAACUGAUGAGCAUCCUGGAUGCUAACAGAGACGGGGAAGUUGACUUCCAGGAGUACAUUCGCUUCGUGGCGGUGGCGUGCACCUUAUGCCAUGAGUUUUUCUUGGACUCCCCUGUCGUUCUGCCACGCGGGCAAUAAACCCACCCAGCUGGCUUUGUACAGGGCAUGAAUACAAAGCAGGAGAGCAAACUUAUAGGUCUGGCAGCAACCGUGCCGCUACCUGGGAACCUCAUACUGGGAAAGGUCAUGGUGUGUCAAGGAUUGAACUCGCGUCUACCUGACCCAAAUACACAGAGCCACUCCCUUGAGCUAAAGGAGACUUCCCCUCACAGAGCAGCAGUAGAGCUUUGUUUCUCAAUCCUGGAGAGGAGGGUCAUGAAAGGCAACCAGGGGGUUCGUGAGGCAUCGAAAAAUGUAUUAGUCUACAGCAAAGCAAAUCUCCUUUCCCCACUCCCAGCACGGCCCGGUCCAUCCAGGUGAAG